This is a messenger RNA of Gavia stellata (red-throated loon), 1855 nucleotides long. RefSeq names its product kelch like family member 6 (gene KLHL6). The record is from RefSeq and is a predicted model, not a curated record. NCBI's taxonomy places the organism in Eukaryota, Metazoa, Chordata, Aves, Gaviiformes, Gaviidae. Gene Ontology annotation, molecular function: protein binding. Gene Ontology annotation, biological process: B cell receptor signaling pathway; germinal center formation. The transcript has 7 exons. The coding region runs from base 1 to 1833 and encodes 610 amino acids.
AUGGGGGACACGCUGGAGAAGAGCUCUGAGGAGCCCGAGAUCUCUUUGGACAAUGAGCGUUUGACAAAAAUGGAGGACCUGGUGGAAGUCUCGAGUGGUGAAAAGGUCAAGUUUGAUGAUACGGGUCUCUCUCUGGUGCUCCAGAAUGGCCUGGAGAACCUUCGGCUUGAAAAUUCCCUUACAGAUGUCAUCCUGUGCGUGGACAGCAGGGAAUUCUCCUGUCACCGAGUGGUCCUUGCUGCAGCAAGCAAUUAUUUCAGGGCCAUGUUCUGCAAUGAUUUAAGAGAGAAAUAUGAAGAGAAGAUCAUACUUAAAGGAGUUGACGCAGAAACCAUGAAUAUACUCUUGGACUACACCUACACCAGCAAGAUGCUUAUCACAAAGCAAAACGUACAGAAAGUCUUGGAAGCUGCCAGCCUCUUUCAGUUCCUUCGCAUGGUAGAUGCUUGUGCCAGUUUUCUCACUGAAGCCCUCCAGCCAGAGAACUGUGUUGGCAUCCUCAGGCUGGCUGAUGCCCACUCCCUGCACAGCCUGAAGCAACAAGUGCAGAACUACAUUAUCCAGAACUUCACCCAGGUCCUGAACUAUGAGGAGUUUCUGGAGCUGCCAGCUGACAUUCUCUGCAGCACGCUGAAGAGUGAUGACCUCUAUGUCACGGAAGAGGCACAAGUGUUCGAAACUGUAAUGAACUGGGUUCGUUACAAGGAGUCGGAAAGGUUUCCUCUCCUGCCAUACGUGCUGGAGAAUGUCCGGCUGCCCCUCUUGGACCCCUGGUAUUUCGUAGAGACUGUUGAAGCCGAUCAACUCAUUCGGCAGUGUCCAGAUGUCUUUCCUUUGCUCCAGGAAGCAAGAAUGUACCAUCUGUCAGGCAAUGAGAUUAUUACAGAAAGAACCAAGCCCAGGAUGCACGAGUUCCAGUCUGAGGUAUUUAUGAUCAUAGGGGGCUGUACAAAAGAUGAGAAGUUUGUAGCAGAAGUGACUUGCCUGGAUCCUUUGAGGCGAAGCCGCCUGGAAGUAGCAAAAUUACCAAUCACAGAGCAGGAGACGGAGAAUGAGAAUAAAAAAUGGGUGGAGUUUGCAUGCAUUACGCUAAAAAACGAAGUCUACAUAUCGGGUGGCAAAGAAACAAAGCAUGAUGUCUGGAAAUACAACGCCUCCAUCAACAAAUGGAUACAAAUUGAGUAUCUAAAUAUUGGGCGAUGGAGGCAUAAAAUGGCUGUAUUGGGUGGCAAAGUAUAUGUCAUUGGUGGGUUCGAUGGCAUGCAGAGAAUCAACAGCAUGGAAGCAUACGAUCCCUUUCAUAACUGCUGGUCAGAGGCUGCUCCCCUCAUGGUCAAUGUAAGCUCCUUUGCAGCAGCGAGCUACAAGAAGAAUCUCUACGUGAUCGGGGGAGGACCCAACGGGAAGCUGGCAACGGACAAGACUCAGUGCUACGACCCCGCGACCAACACGUGGAGCCUGAAAGCUGCCAUGCCAGUAGAAGCCAAAUGCAUCAAUGCUGCAAGUUUCCGUGAUCACAUUUAUGUUGUGGGUGGGGCAAUGAAAGCACUCUACUCCUACAGCCCCCAGGAAGACACUUGGUGCCUGGUGACUCAGUUCACCCAUGAGAGAGCCAGUUGUGGGAUUUCUCCUUGCAACAACAAGCUGUUUAUCACCGGGGGCCGAGAUGAAAAGAACGAAGUCAUUGCAACAGUGCUGUGCUGGGACCCUGAAACUCAGAAGCUGACAGAAGAGUGUGUCCUGCCUCGAGGGGUGUCUCAUCAUGGGAGUGUUACCCUCAGGAAGUCUUACACCCACAUCCGCAGGAUUGUGCCUGGGGCAGUUUCUGUCUGACCGUAGGAGAACUGCAAAGAAA